Fomitopsis serialis is the source of this 270-nucleotide messenger RNA. Its product is annotated as kinase-like domain-containing protein. The transcript has a single exon. Gene Ontology annotation, molecular function: protein kinase activity; ATP binding. The annotation marks the transcript as partial. The record is from RefSeq and is a predicted model, not a curated record. NCBI's taxonomy places the organism in Eukaryota, Fungi, Basidiomycota, Agaricomycetes, Polyporales, Fomitopsidaceae. Gene Ontology annotation, cellular component: spindle pole; cytoplasm; centrosome. Gene Ontology annotation, biological process: mitotic cell cycle; protein phosphorylation; regulation of cytokinesis.
GUCUAUGCAGUCUACCUCCUGCACGGCGCAGGAGUCAUUCAUAGAGACAUUAAACCGGAUAAUUUCCUGAUGAACGAGAACGGACAAUGCGUUCUUGCUGAUUUUGGCCUGGCUUUCUACCCCAAGAACACCAGAGGUGUACCCUUCGAAUGCAGAACCACCCGCGGGUACUACGGGACGCCGGGAUACCUAUCCCCGGAACAAGAACGCAGGCAAGAUUACAAUUUCAAGAUUGACAUCUGGCAACUUGGCUGCGUCUGGGUCGAGAUG